Messenger RNA from Quercus lobata, 1116 nucleotides. Its product is annotated as protein lin-28-like. Bases 201 to 1070 code for a protein of 289 amino acids. The record is from RefSeq and is a predicted model, not a curated record. The transcript has 5 exons. Gene Ontology annotation, molecular function: zinc ion binding; nucleic acid binding. Lineage: Eukaryota; Viridiplantae; Streptophyta; Magnoliopsida; Fagales; Fagaceae.
ACCAAAAUGGCAAAUACAAUUUCAUUACUCUUUGACUACUUGUCAGCUGCUUCAAAAGCUCUCCCUAUAUGAACUCCUAGAUUCUUUUCUUGCAAUUUUUCCAUUCCUAAACAGUGCUCCAGAUUUCUUUCUUAAGGGAACCCUCUAAGUUUCAAUCUCCACGAUUUCCUCUAGCUAUUUCUCCAACUUCCUUUCCUAAUAUGGAAGACUUCAGAGCUGGAAAUAUUGGUGGUUCAUCUGCUUCGGAUCCUGGUCAUGAGGAUGACUCAAAAGCAGCAGAAGAUUUAUCAUUUGAAGCAAUACAGUAUGAGUUUUUUGGAAAGAGUGCAAUAGAGGACGAACUGAAAGACUCAGAGGAUGAAAUGGAUGAUGAUCCAUUUGAGGGGUCUCAAUAUGAGACAUUCCCAUCAUCUGAAAAUCACAAGGGUAAAGGCGAGUGUUCAUACAAAGUUGAUGAUCUCGCAACUGCUUUUACAAAGCUAAACAGGAUUUGCGAACCAAGCCUAGGCUUCACCAGCGUCGAAAGUCUCCCUUCAGUUAGUCCAGUAAUGCCACAACCAUACAGAAGAUGGAGUGGUACUAUAAAAUGGUUUAGCAAUGAAAGGAGCUAUGGUUUCAUAAGGCCAAUCAAUGGUGGUGAAGACAUAUUUGUCCACUACUCUUCUGUGAAGUCUGAUGGCUACAUACGUAUACGGGCUGGCACUCUGGUCGAAUUCGACGUUGUGGGCGGGCAUUGGCGUGAAAAAAGAUUGAAAGCAAUCAACGUGACUGGUCCUGGUGGAACUUUGCUUCAAGACAGUAGGAGAAGAGCCAUUAAUAUUGCAACUGGCAGUGGCAGCGGGAGUACUACUGGUAGCAAUGCUGAAACUCGUCCUUGUCUUGGGCCAUGCUAUAGGUGCGGCGAGAUGGGUCAUAUAGCAAAGUACUGCUUCCUUGGUAGAAAGAAUGACACUGCUGCUGCAUGGCCAGGGUUUGGACAGAAAACAUGGAUUGGCGUUGCUUGGUGCCAUUUCUGUGGCCAGCUUGGUCAUUUGGCAAGUAAUUGUCUCACUGUUAGUCCUAGGAAGUGAGUUAUGGAGGCUAUAGCUCACUAGCAUUUUCAAGUUUGAAUAAAUG